Molecule: messenger RNA, 734 nt
Organism: Mytilinidion resinicola
Lineage: Eukaryota; Fungi; Ascomycota; Dothideomycetes; Mytilinidiales; Mytilinidiaceae
Exons: 2
Coding region: 260-631 (123 amino acids)
Source: RefSeq, a predicted model, not a curated record
CCGAGCACCCCAGCAACUGGUUUUUUUAUUUACUUAGAUUUUGCUUUUCUAUGAGGAGGUAUGCGGCUUGCAUGGAUGGAAGGAGAGUGGGGGAAUGGUCCCGAGCGUGAUGCUAGGGGAUUAUGUGAGGGCGGGGUGUUUAGGUGGGUGGAUGGGUUACCGGUAGUGGAUCAUAAUCAAUUGCUUCGAGCAUCUGCUCCCCCCCCCUUUUUUUUUACUCACUUCCCAUGGUCUUACAAGGGUAUGGUGAUUGUGAUGGAUGUGUUUGAAGUGUGGGCUUCGCAACCUUUUUGCUAGGCUUUUGCUUUUGAAACUAGGGUUUGCAGUUUCGAAGCAACUAUUGGGUUCAGCUUUCCCUCCAGGCUGGCGACUUUAUGGCGCGUUUGACGGUGUGGUGCACCCCGUCGGCUUGUACAUAGUCUGUCGCUUGCUCUUGUUUUUUUUGGGGGGGGCUGAGGGACGGAAUAGAGGGAUGAAGAACCGCAUGGAUCGAAGUCUCUUGGCGAGGAGGAGUGUGGUUACGUUGGAUCUUGGAAUUGUUCGGACUGGAGAGAUGUUCAAGGUGCUAAGUGUUGCUUCGAUAAUGUGGUCUACAGAAACUCGUGGGUUGUGUGAGAUGAUGUCUCUUUAAUAUAGGGAUGUGGGUCUUCAAGGGCUACUACACUCGCGUUUUGGCGUUGGGUUGUUCGAGGUGGGCAGGAGUAACGCCCAUGCCCACGCCCAUGCCCACGCCC